Molecule: messenger RNA, 843 nt
Organism: Penicillium argentinense
Lineage: Eukaryota; Fungi; Ascomycota; Eurotiomycetes; Eurotiales; Aspergillaceae
Exons: 2
Coding region: 1-843 (280 amino acids)
Source: RefSeq, a predicted model, not a curated record
AUGGAUCCCUUCAGCAUCACCGUCGGUGUUCUUGGCAUCACAGAGUUCGCUACAACCAGCAUCAGCAGCCUUUGUGGUUUUAUAAGAGACCUUGAUGAAGCGAAAGAUGUGCUACAAGAUGUGACUUCUGACUUAGAGGCCAUACAGCAUCCGCUUUCUGCUCUAAAAGAUCUCCGAAUCUCCGAUACCACGACAUAUGUCGAAGCGAAAGAGGAUCUGGAAAGGACUGGUGUCGCUGAAGCCGUGAACAAAUGUGGGCAGGCAUGCGCAGACUUUUUGACUAAGCUUGAACGAUGGACGAAGCAUUCCAGCGCGACAAAAAUUUCCCUCAGGGAUCGCCUGUCGGUCGGCAUAUGGAACAAAGAAAAGAUCCGCACGUUCAGGACGCAGGUCCAUUCCUGUCAGGCUAUUGUCCAGUUCGCCAUCAAUAGCGCCCAGUUGACCAUCCAGGUCCGGUCGGAAACCGCAUCUAAAAUUGCACGGCAAGAAAUAGAGAAGCAACUGCAAAUUCUUGAAUCUGCUAUCUGGGAGCAUAUCGAUCUCACAAAGAGAAACCAAGACGAAGCUCUGCGACGUAAGAAGGAACUUGAAAGCCUAGAGGACGAAUAUGAGGACGAAGACGGCGGUGCUCAGCGAACUCUAGCAAUUCAAGAGACCGAAAUGCAGUCACGCCUACUGGAAGCUGACCAAACCGCCUCUGGGGUUGUUUCCCAAAUACUCUCGAAACUGUCCAUCCCGGAGGUCAGCAACACAUAUAACACUACUUUUUCAGGCAGCAACAACAGGGGCAUACAGAUCGGUCAUAGCACGGGUACUAUCAAUUGGAAUGGUAGUCGCACCUAG